UUCGAUCAUUUACCGAUUUUCAGAAACUUUUAUUACUACAUUUCGAUAAAGAAGAUAUUCAAUCAACAAUUCACAACCAACAGAAUACCGUCUUAUGUCAAUGUAGUUUAGUUCGUCAAACACCAUCAUUUGAAGAUAAAGGUUCACAAACUAUGACGACCUUUAAUAACUCUCAUUUUUCUGAAGAACCACCGAAACAUCAUUCAACCGCAUUGAAUGAACCCAGUGCCGCUGCUUUACGUGGCGAGUCACUAGUCUCACAAUUAACAUUAAAUUAUACUAACACUAACUCUAAUACUAAUACUUCUGAUCCUGAUGAUACAACUAGUGUACUUCGUCAAGUUCUACUACAAAAUUUAAUAAAAAAUCCAAAAACUUUCCAAGGUGGCAAAGAUGAUGUUAUGAAAUGGCUAGAAGACAUCGAACAUUUAUUUGAUGUAGCACAUAUUUCUGACACAAAUAAAUUGGAUUUAAUAUCCUAUUCACUUCGAGGUGAAGCCCUUCGAUGGUACACAAAUCAUAAAAAUACAUUCAUUUCAUGGGAAAUAUUCGUAUCUGAAUUUAAAAAGGCAUUUACUUCAUCUUAUCAUGAAGAAUUAGCAUUUCAAAAACUCGAAGCUUGUACUCAAGGAGAAAAUCAAUCGAUCCGUAAUUAUUACAAUGAAGUUAUUAAACUUUGUAAAGAAGCUGAUCCAGCUAUGAGCGAAUCUGCUAAAUUACGAUAUCUUCUCAAUAAAACAAAACCAACAAUUCAAUUUGAAGUUCGUCGAAAGAAACCUACAACUACAAAAGAAUUUCUCGAAUAUGCCAAAGAAAUUGAAGAUCUUUAUCAACUAUCCAAUAUUAGUAUUAAUACACAUACAAAUACCAAUAUCAAUAGUAACACUAAUACUACAUCACCUACAUUACCAUUUACAUCAGUUCCACCUAUGAUUCACAAUUACUCCAAUUCUUUUUCUACCAUGUCACAACCACAAAAUUGGAAGAAAUUUGCUAAUCGUUAUCCUACUAAUUAUAAUAAAAACAAUUAUCGUACAUCAUAUCCAUUACUUUCAUAUAAUUCAUCAUCUCAACCCCGUCAAUCAACAUUUUCAUUAACGAAAUCACCUGUAUCAUCGCGAUUUUCACCCAAUAUCGCUUCACAACGAUUUCGUUCUAAUCAACAAAGAUCAUCAAAUGCUUAUAAUACAAAUAAUAACAAACAACCAAAUCCUCAACAACGUCCAAAGACAUUUUCUCGUAAUAAUCCGCGACAAACUAAUGUUAGUAGUUUACUCCCACUAGAUGAUUUAAUACAACCUGAUUUACAACAAUCAUCUACACCUACUGAUUAUUGUACUCAAUCUGAUGGUUUAGCACCUUUUCACGUAUUAGGUACUGUUGAAUUAUCAAUAUUAUUCGCAAAUCAACUAACCACAAUUCAAGCACAUGUUGCUAAAAAUUUAUGCACCGAUAUAAUUCUCGGAAUGGAUUACAUUACCCGCUAUAAUCUCACAAUCGACACAAAACAUCAAUUGAUUUCUAUUGAGAUCAAUGAUCGUCGAUACUAUAUGAAUAUCAAUCAAAAUUAUUCACCUCAACUUAUUCCAAUAACUUUAUCCAAAUCUUUACAUCUUCCUCCUAAUACAAAUCGUACAGCUAAAGUUUCCAUUCCUAUUUCGUCUAUUAGUUCACCAUUUAUUCCUCAUCAACACUUUAUACUAAAUAGUGCUUUAUAUAUUCCACAUAAACUUCUUCAAUUUUACAAUCAUUUUUCUACUAUAACAUUAUCUAAUACAACUCUUUAUCCACAAUUCGUUACUAAAGGCGUUUGUAUUGGAUUCUUAUGUUCUUAUAUCGUUCAACAACGAAAUAUCCACACGUCGAUUCCAACGACUAAAUCACGUGGUGCCGUCAAAUCUUUUGGCGAGAUGCCAGUCUCUCUUGACUUAGUCACGGAUAAAUCGACUAAUCAUUAUUCGAACAACUCUUCGAAAUAUUUUCCAGUACAAAACCAGUAUAAUUCUGAUGUCAUUACAAAUCCCAUUGCUUGUUAUACAAUUCCUUCGAUACACCCACAGGUUGAUAAAGAUAUUCGCGAAUUAGCUACCAAACUACAACAUAAACAAUAUCAUGAUGCUCUUCUCGCACUUUUAUCCCGUUUCCAUCGAAUUUUUAAUACAACUGAACAUAAUAUUGCUGAUACACCCAUUCAUCAUGUUAUUAAUACAAUCCCACAUACACCCCCAGCUUGCAAACCAUAUCCACAACCAGAUAAAGAAGAACCAAUGUAUGCUAUUAUCCAAGAAUUUUUACAAGCAGGUUUAAUUUCAGAAUCUCAUUCUCCAUAUGCAGCACCUGCUAUCCUUGUCAAGAAAAAAGAUGGUUCUUAUCGUUUCGUAGUGGAUUAUAAAAAAUUAAACUUGAUCACAAUCAAAGAUUCUUCACCAUUACCAAAUAUGGAAGAAUCCAUUCGAAAGCUGGGUCAAGGUUACAAAUAUUUCAG
Molecule: messenger RNA, 2485 nt
Organism: Rotaria sp. Silwood1
Lineage: Eukaryota; Metazoa; Rotifera; Eurotatoria; Philodinida; Philodinidae
Source: the annotation of a GenBank genome assembly